Elgaria multicarinata webbii is the source of this 2949-nucleotide messenger RNA. Its product is annotated as cholinesterase-like. Gene Ontology annotation, biological process: acetylcholine catabolic process; choline metabolic process. Lineage: Eukaryota; Metazoa; Chordata; Lepidosauria; Squamata; Anguidae. The transcript is spliced from 5 exons. The record is from RefSeq and is a predicted model, not a curated record. Gene Ontology annotation, molecular function: acetylcholinesterase activity. Gene Ontology annotation, cellular component: plasma membrane. Bases 99 to 1805 code for a protein of 568 amino acids.
UAUUUGGAAGUGUGGCGGGGAGCACAUCAGUCACCUCUGCAUUUGCCUUCCCUCUGCAGGAUCUCAGUUGAGGAGUGGCCCAUCAAGGAGCUGCUGCAAUGCCUGGUUUCCACAUCUCUUCACUUUCACGCGUCGUCCUCCUUGUCCUCUUUUCACUGAUCUCCAAUUCGGCCUCUGAAGAUGAUGGUGUGGUGUUCACCACCAGUGGUCCAAUCAAGGGCAAGCAUAUUGCAGUUGGCUCUGGCUCUGUGACUGCCUAUCUGGGAAUCCCUUAUGCUGAGCCCCCAGUGGGAAAAUUGCGUUUCCAGAAGCCUGUUCCACAUCAGCCAUGGAGUCAGGUCUUGGAGGCUACCAGCUUUGGCAACGCAUGCCCCCAGUUCAUAUAUACGGACUACCCUGAUGCGCCCAUAUGGGUUCCCAAUCAACCACUCUCAGAAGAUUGUCUCUUUCUCAACAUCUGGCGGCCCAAUCUGCAUCCCCCACCCCACUUUUCAAAACGAGCUUCUCCACCAGAGACUCCAGUCCUUGUCUGGCUACAUGGAGGAGAUGCAUUUCUAACAGGCACAGCUUCCCUGGACAUGUACGAUGGAGCAGGCUUAGCUGCUUAUGAGAAUGUCGUUGUGCUCUCUAUGAAUUUCCGCCUGGGGACACUAGGCUUCCUCUCAUUACCACCAGACGUCCCAGGAAACAUGGGCCUCAUGGACCAACAGCUGGCAAUGAAGUGGGUAAAGGAGAAUGCAGCGGCCUUUGGUGCAGAUCCCACUCAAGUGACCCUUUUUGGCCACGAUUCUGGGGCAGCCUCUGUGGGACUACAUCUCCUGUCACCAAGUAGCCAGCCCCUUUUUGCCCAAGCCAUGCUUCUCAGUGGAUCUCCCAGUGCUACCUGGGGUUGGAGGAGUCCCGAAGAGGCCAAGCAGAAAGCCCUUGCUUUCAGUCAGCUCCUGGGGUGUCCAAAAGGCAAUAAUAGUGUUGUGGUGAGCUGCCUACGGGAAAAAAAUGCUGCAGAGUUUGGUCAGCAUGAGUUAUUUAUGGUUGAAAAAGAUGGUUUGGAAGUUCCUUUCCUACCGACAACAGAUGGGGAGUUUCUGCCUCACGACCCACAGAAGCUCCUGGAGGCUGGGUCUGUUCUGCCGGCUGAGCAUAAACCAAUUCUUAUGGGUGUUACUUCCGAUGAAGCAUCUGUCCUUGUGCCAUUUAUUUUUCCUAACGCCAGCGAUGGCCUGAUCACCUGGGAACAAUUACUGAAAGCGGCAGAGAUGAUAGUGCGACAUAAAACUGAAGAAGAUGUCCAGGCCGUGGCACUAAAGUACAGUGAAGAAAGCAAGGAACCGGGACGGUACCGUUGGGCCAUGUCGCAAUCUUUUAGUGAUUACUUCUUUGUAUGCCCAGUAGCUGAAUUUGCUGCAAAGGUCAGCAAAGCUGGGAAUCCUGUGUAUCUUUACUCCUUCGGACAUCACACCUCUGGCUCUGUUUGGCCUGAGUGGGUUGGGGCAUCCCAUGGUUCUGAGAUACCUUAUGUGUUUGGGACCCUCAAGUCAGUGAUCAACCAAACAUACACGGAGGCUGAGGCGGCACUGAGUCGUAGGAUGAUGCACUACUGGGCAGAGUUCUCUAGAACUGGGAGUCCGAUGGGGUUUGGAGGCAAUGAAGGAGAGUGGCGGCAGUAUAAUGCCACAGAGCAGAAUUUCUUCUACCUUGGUACUGAGCCAUCUGAAGUUACACAGAUGUCACCUUUCCGACACUGUGACUUUUUGAAAAGGCAUGCGGAAAAGACAAAUAAAUCACCAGGCAAGGAGGAAGCAUGAACCCAGUACUCAGUAGCAGUAAUCCCAGUAAAAGGUCAAGAAUUUCAGACCACCUCUGGAAAAAAGGAGAAGCUAUUCUAUAGAAACGCCAGUGCUCAAUGAUAAGAAUCCAUUGCCUAAACAUGUGUUGCUUGCUGUGAACUCAGCACAUUAAGAAGAAUCUAAUUAAAACCCACUGUUUAUGUGUCUAUGAGCUCUUAACCCAAUUUGUGCUUGAACCCACAGUAACAAAUCUACUGCCCUGCAAAGGUUUUUAUAGCUGUCUGGCAACUGCAUCUAUAAAUUACUGGGGUAUGUGUGUGUGUGUGUGUGAUCUCUACCUAUAAAGUGAAAAAUAUCUGUGUGUCACGUAUGUCCUGAAAUGUUUACUCACUUACACAUAUGGUACUGCCUUAAUGCUGUUCACUCAGACAGGUCUUCAUGUACAUGGAUCAGAAAAAAAUCUAAAAACAUGCAUUUUGGGGGUUUAAGUAUUUUGAAAGAAUUUAAUAAAAAAGCCUAGGUUUAUGCCUACAAUUCCCAGCAUGCCCUGGGUAGAAUUCCCAGCAUGCCUUGGGUAGGAGGCCAGACUUACUGGCCUUUGGUGGCCAUUGUGAUUCCUAAAGUCAGUCAACAUAAAGGAAACAACACACAUAAAUGGGCUGCAUCCAUUUGCGGUGCCUCCUCCCACUUGCCAUGUGUGGUUUUAAAAUCAUAACUAGAUACAACAGCAUGUCUUUGAGAGGCCAAACUCUGGACAUGCUCAAAGGCACCCUGUCCUGAUAUCGGUUUCAUCAGAACAUAUUUUUAGGUUUGCAUCUUUUUUAGCUGGUAGAAAGGGUGUUGUGUGUCCUGAUGGUUUUUGAAGUUUAGAUGGCUGCACCGGCUAAGGCAUGAUGGGAGGUGUAGGCUUUUCAGGUAAAACAAAAAAUGUGGGUUUUCACGAAGCUCUAAUUUAAAAUAGUUCAGAUUAACACAAUUUUCGAUUUAUUCUAACAAAACAAUUUACUAACUCAACCAAACUAAAAUACAAACCAACCUAAAGAUGAAUAAGUUGCAUGGAAAUGUAUUAUAUAUCAACUACAUGUUAUAAACAUUAUUCACGGACCCGAGUAACGCCGGGCAUAUCAGCCAGCUAGUAUCUAAUAAAUGUUUCUUGAAAUUC